Messenger RNA from Ruditapes philippinarum (Manila clam), 3913 nucleotides. Its product is annotated as BTB/POZ domain-containing adapter for CUL3-mediated RhoA degradation protein 3-like. The coding region runs from base 175 to 1044 and encodes 289 amino acids. Gene Ontology annotation, biological process: protein homooligomerization. NCBI's taxonomy places the organism in Eukaryota, Metazoa, Mollusca, Bivalvia, Venerida, Veneridae. Gene Ontology annotation, molecular function: protein binding. The record is from RefSeq and is a predicted model, not a curated record. The transcript has 6 exons.
CAAUCUCUAAAUUGGUUCUAAAAAUAGAAACAAACUAGGUGUGGUAAAAAUAGAUUUUUAAGAAUAUUUUACUAAAUUUAACCACUUUAAAAGGUCCGGUAUGUGGAAUUACAUUAGACGUUACGCUGUUGAAGAUUAUAGGUCGUGAACAAUUAAGCUAAAGUAACCAAAAACAUGUCGGGUGAACAUAAAACUGUGAUAAAAGGGAAUUCUUCUAAAUAUGUGAAGUUGAACGUAGGGGGUUCCCUCCAUUAUACGACCAUAGGGACCCUUACCAAGCAAGAUACCAUGUUACGGGCGAUGUUUAGUGGACGCAUGGAGGUUCUUACAGAUUCAGAAGGUUGGAUCUUAAUAGACAGGAAUGGUCAGUAUUUUGGAUACAUUUUAAAUUUUCUGCGUGAUGGAACUGUUGCACUUCCAGACAGUAGGAGAGAACUGAUGGAACUGUUGCAGGAAGCUAAAUAUUUCCUUGUUCAAGAUCUGGUCAAACUUGUGGAGGCACAUUUAAAGAGACUUGGUAAGGAUGAUGUAGAACCAAUGUGUCGUAUACCACUGGUCACUUCACAAAGGGAGGAACAAAGUCUCAUCUCAACAACUGUAAAGCCUGUGAUUAAACUAAUAUGUAACAGACAUAACAACAAGUAUUCAUACACUCCAAAUUCUGAUGACAAUUUUUUGAAGAAUUUGGAGCUAUUUGACAAGUUAGCGUUAAGAUUCAGUGGGCGUGUCUUAUUUCUGAAAGAUGUUCUAGGUAGUAGUGAAAUCUGUUGCUGGUCAUUCUACGGUCAUAAUCAGAAAAUAGCCGAGGUUUGUUGUACAUCCAUUGUGUAUGGUGAACAGAAAAAACAUACUAAGGUUGAAUUUCCUGAAGCAAAGAUAUAUGAAGAGGCGUUAAAUUGUCUACUAUAUGAAAACCGUCACUCGAGACCAGAUGCUGAAUUGAUGAAAGCUACACGAGGGUUUGGAACAAACACAGGGGCGACUGGUUACCAGAGUGAUGAAGAAAUGGAUGACAUGUCACGUGUUCGGACAAACAGAAAAUAAAUUUAUAUCUUCAGAAUGAUGAUGUGCAUAAUAUUGGCAGGGGAGAAUCUAAAAAGCAUUUCGUAUAAAAGAAACUUCCCCCUUGUAUUUAUGUUAUAUAAAGCGAGGAGAAGAUGCCCUUUAUAAGGGCUGUAGACUGUUGUAUCGUAUUUAUUUUGUUGCAUUUUAGAGUAUAUUGUUAAAGCGCUUUAUUGAUUUUGUGAUACAGUCAACAUUGUGGCCAGUAAGAUGUCAUUGACAAGAUAAAAUAUUAUAGUUUCAGAAAAUAUACAAAAAAAACAACUACAUGCAGAAUAUACAAAAAAACUUCAUGUACUGUCAGACUAAUUCUUGUGUAAAUUAGUAAUUUAUUAAAUACCACACAUUGUAAUUGUAUUGUUAUAAUAAAUUGAUGAUUUUGGUACAAUACAAUUAUAUGUUACCCGAAGAAAAUUGUUUAUAGAAGCUUAUGAUUUUUUGGGGGAAAAGGUUUUACUCAAUAUUUAUACAAACCUGUCUUGACUAAAGGCAUCAGGUGUAAAGAGCUAAGUGAAUUAGUAACUGAGCAUGUGAGUGAGGGAGUGACUGUGUAAAUAAGCAAGUGAGUGUUUGAAUAUCUGAGAAAAGUGAGUGAAUGAAGUAGCAAAUGAGUGAGAAAAUGAGUGAGUGACGAGUGCAGUGAUCACUGGUACACUGCCACUUCACUGUGCAAUAGUUUAUCUUAUAUAUGUCUUUAAUAUAAUUUCUUGAAUGCAGACCAAACAAAUUAUAAUAUUUCUGCAAUGGAGAUUUCUUUUGCCCAGUUUCAACUUUUGAUUUUAUGAAAAUUUAUUUUUCAGAAAUAUUUUGGUAAAGUUUAAAUUAACAGGUAUACAUUGGGCAUUAAAUGCUUAUGUUAUACAUGGUAAAUAUGAUAAUACUGUUUUGACAUCUAAUUUUGUGUUUUCUUUGCUGGUUACACAAUGUAGCAGUUUGUUGUAUUGUAAAAAUACUGGAAAGUUUAUGAUUUUUGUUAGUGGUUAUGUGAUGUAUAAUUCAUGUUAAUUUAAAUUUUUGAGUAUUGUUUUAGCUACAUAAACAUGCUAAUAAGGCUCAAUUCAAACGGUUUCUGUCAUCUUCCAUUUCUUUGCUCAUCUUUUCGAAAAAGAAAAAGAGCUUUAAUCAUGAUCCCCUCAUAAUUAUUUGUUAACAAUUUUGUUUAAGGUCACUUUUGCAGAAAGUAUCAAAAUAUCUCAAAAACUUGAUAUACAUACAUGUUUACUAUGAAUACAAAAGGGGAGAUAAUCUAAAUAUUUAUGGGUAUAAGUUGUAACAAAUAUGAUUAACUAUAGCCAAAAAUUAUUGACUUUUCAUGCCAUGGGUCUAAAUAUAUACUAUACCCAUAUGAAUUGUAUUUUAUGUAUUUUAUUUGUGCAGUGAGCUGGAACUUAAAAAUGUUCUAUGGGAUUUAGAGGCACUAUAAUAGUAAAAUUAAAUGACAAAUUUUUUAAAAUGAUUUAAUGUACUCAAAUCAUGCUAAAAAGUCUCAGCAUGAAUUUCUAUAUAAAUUCUAGAUAUUUCGGGUUUAAAGCGUAAAUAUAUCUAGAUAUAAUGAACAAACUUAGAUGCCGACAGAAUCACCGCAUAGUUUUAAAACAAGCCAUGUGACUUGAACAAACCUUGGAAGUUACAAUAACAGAUAAUGUAGAUAUUGUAUGAUUGAAAUAAGUUUAAGUUAUUCAUUUGACAUGUUCUUUAACGUGUCCAGAGCUCACUGUGACAACUUUUGUGAAAUCUUAACGUUCUAACCUGACUCACUUGGAUCAAGUUAGUAUGCCACUAUUUUAUUUUUUAUAAGGAGUAAAGUUUUGUUCCUAUGAUUGCCUAGUGUAUUUAUUUUGAGGGCAUUUACAGAGUAAUGAAUGAAAAAAUCAAAACGGUGAAAUGAAAAUUUUGCCUGAGUCUCCCUUUAAAACUAAAUGACUGGUUUCUGUAAAUCCUGUUACAUGACUAUAUCUGAAGUUGAACUAAAUGUACAUUUAUAUUUUGUUACUAUUAAAGAGAACAAAAUAUAAUGCUUUAAUGAUGGGGAAAUGUGUGGUGUAAAAUUCUAAUGUAAUCUAAUGCUAGAACAUGUGAGUUUAUUUGAAAAAUUAUGACUCUUACUCAUAAAUUAUUUAUAUAAUUUGUAUUUUUCUUUGUAAGUUAACUGAAGAUUUUGUUAAAAUUUUGAAUUGAUAUUAUAUCAGCCCACUAAAAAAUGAAAUAAUUAUAUUUUGGUAUUUCUUGUUUGUCCCUUCUGAAUUCCUACAUCUACAACAUUUUAUAAUCAUUUAGAAACAACUGAAAUUUAGGAUGAAAACUAAACCAAAAAAAACCUGAUUUACAUUCCUUGAGAAAUACCAAAGUUAUGGCCAUUUAUACGAAUUAAAAUUAAUUUUUAAUGUAUCCUAGUAAUUCUGUAAAGGAAUGCAAAUAGUUUAGUUCUUGAGAAAGUAGGGUAGAAAAUACCUCCACACUUCAUUCAUUUAUAAUUAUAUAUAUUUAUUUAAAUACUGUAAAAUUCUCAAGCCUAGUCAUAUAUCUCUUGCUUUCAAUUACUUUCUACAUAAUUUAACCAAAAAUGCUUUCUUAUUCACAAUUGUCAUUUUUUACCCCUUUAAGACAAAGUUAUGUAACAUAACCAUAUUUUUUAAGAAAAUAUUUUGUGUAAUGCAUCAAUGUCCAGUAGUACUGGAUAUGUCAGUAAAACAUGGCCUGUUUUUAUAUACUUGUAUGAAUAUUCAACUGGGUAUACAAUUUUAUUGUAUUUACUUGUUUACCAUUAAACUGUUGUUUUGUAUUGAAGUAUUAUUAUUGUCAGCUACUGGUUAAUUAAAUUUUAUAGAUAUAUAAAAAUAAUAGAAGUUAA